AAGGUGUGGGGGCCUCUUUCUAGCUCUCUCUUUCUCGCCCCCCCCCGCCGCCGCCGCCCGCCUUCAUUACAGCCAAGAGAAAGAUUUUAAACUCCCUUUUCUAGUCUAGUGGACACAUUUACAUUUAUCAAAUGGAACCUACUUCCCGUUUAAGGUGGGGGGGGGGAGGCGGCGGCGGAUGCAAAUAGUUUAUUGCUCAUAUAGGCCAAGUUCAUACAUGCAGAACAGGUGCAUACGCUAAACGCAUUUCACGCUCUGUGUGUUAUAGGAAUAAGCUUUUGCACCUGUUUGAAAUUGGGUUUAUAUAGGUCAGUGUAUACUUGCAGACAGAUAUAUACAGUCGUGCACAUGUGUAUGCUGUAGGGAUAGGCUUUUGUAUCUGUGCACAGUUAUAUCUAUUAUAAAUGCUAUGCAUUUAUAGUAUUAUAUAAAGAUUUGUAGAAUUUUGCACAUGCUUCCUUAAGGAAGCUAGCCAUGUUACAUAUUUUUACGUCAUAAAGCAAUGUGUGUGUUUUUUUGUUGGCUGUCUUGUGAAAGGCAAGUUAAUAUGAUUUUUUGAAUUUAUAUACAUGUACUUUUGUAUAGAAACGUUAAUAGUUCUGAGUGUGAAAUUGUACACAAUCUUGUGCCUUUUGUAUAAGUGUCAAGAUGGCUAAGAAAAAUCGCACAAUAACAAAAAUUGCAUGCACAAAAAUAUUUUACAUCCUUAUAAAAUGUAUUAAAAUUAUUAGUAUCUGCAUGUGGGUGGUAUGUACACACACACACACCUAUUACAGUUGUAUGUGUUUACAUGUGUGGAAUUGCUGUACAGAUGUUGGUUGGAAAGGAAAGGGAAAUUAUAACAGUGACUCUUUCAUUGACCUAUAUUCUCUCUCCUGAAAAUUAUAAGGGCAGCCCUGCUACAUCAGAGUGCAGCAUCCUACCUCAUGUAGUACCUGUUGGUUGCCUCCAGAAGGCAAGCAAGUUGGAUUUCAAGGCAGCAGCCCUUGCCCUUUGACUUUCCCUACUAGUGCCCCCUUGCAGCAUCUUUUAUCUCAUGGAAUACUGCCCCUGAACAUGGAGGUUCCAUCAAGCCUUACAUGUGGUGAUUGGCCUUGACUGCUGCCUUCCUCCAUGGAUUUGUAUAAUUUCCCUUUUAAUACCAUGAUGAUAAUGAUAGUAUAAACCUUUAGUGUGUUCAGAUUCAUCAGAUGUUUUCUCAAAGUGCAUGAUAGGAUGAGGCAAUACACAUACAAGCAUCCCCCCACUUGCGCAUGAUCGACUUGCAUGUGACCAUGGUAUACAAGCAGCACCAAGGAAUGUUUUAAUAAUUUAAUUCAUACAUGAAAAUGGAGAGAGAGGGGUGCAGAGUCCUUGUGGCUCAUGAGGAGACCCUCCCUGGAGCCCAAGGAGGACAUCCAGAGAGGGCAGAAAAGAGACUGGAGGUGCAGCAGUGCUUUGUUUGGGCUGCUUAGCCUCCCUGCCUAACAGCUGGUGCAUGUGGUCGUGUAGUAGCAGUUGCUUUUCCUCAUGUCCUUCAGUCUCCUGCUGGCCCCAGAGCUUCAAUUCCAGUUGUGGAUAUUUUUGGUACAGUUUUUAUUUUAAUUUUAAUUUUUUGGAGAGUACCAUAGUAUUUGGAGAGAGAGUGGCUUCAUAGUACUGCCUUAUGCUACUGUUUUUUAAAUCCACUGUUUGCUUCCAUUUGUCAACUCUUUAAAGAUUGUCUAAGGCAAAAAAAAACCUGUUUCCUAUUUAGUAAUAAAUAACUGACACUUAGCCAGUGCCUUGACAUUCAUCAUGGUUCUCCUUGUGCCACAUGACCCGGAUAGCUGUCUGUGGACAAACACCGGCUCUCUCGGCCUGAAAGGCAAGACGAGCACUGCACCCCAUAGUCAUCUUUGACUGGACUUAACCAGGGUCCUUUACCAUACCUUACCUAAUAACACCUAAGAUGAUUACGGUAGCUCAAAGCAAAGCUAACCCUGAAAUGCUCAUUAAGUUGUCAUGGCAGUGCCCCCUACCACUUGUGCCAUCCUUAUAUCUUAUGUCUUCCCAAUGACAGGGGGAAAACAGACUUUUAUCUCACAUAUAGAGGCCAUUACCACCCACCUAACAGAAUCAUCUAAAUCCUCCUUUUAGACUGAGGAUUCUCACUACCGUAGUUAUUUUACUGGAGCCAUGGUAAUAAAUUGUGUUUUAUGUCAGGUGGACAUCCAGUAUCUCUAGAACAGGCACCCCUAAACUGCGGACCUCCAGAUGUUUUGGCCUACAAUUCCCAUGAACCUUAGCUAACAGGACCAGUGGUCAGGGAUGAUGGAAAAUGUAGUCCAAAAUGUCUGGAGGGCCAAGGUUUGGGGAUGCCUGCUCUAGAAUAUAUUAUUUGAAGUUGUUGCAACCUCUGUCAUAUAUAGCCUACUGUUCCUGAUGCAUCCCUUUCAGAGGUGCAAGGGCUCAGUUCUGCCUGCUAGCUGUGUGAUUUGAAUGUCUGUUCUCUGUAGCUACUCAGCAUCAUAGAGAAAAGCAAAUUGGCAUAUAUUUAAUGUAAUCACAAACCAGUGUGUGCCCUAUCCCAUGUGCUGACAUGUGAGGGCUUCUUGCUUGCCUUUGUCAUUGCCAUGUUUCUUUAUCCAAUAUUGCCACCCACCCCACACCAGUACACCUGUCUCUAGCCCCCUCUGUUAUGUUUUCAUUGGUCUAUAGAACAUGUACAGUAUAUAAUUUUACUGAAGGUAGACUGACAGAGGAACAAUGACUGUGUUUGCUAUUGAUAAAUGUUAAUGUGUAACUGGAGAAAUUUCAUUCUUGAAAUAAGUACCUUGGGACAAACUGGAGUGACAGUGAUGGCUAUUUUGCAGCUUUUUGAGCACAAAUGUGUUUGUGGAACAUGUAUGUAAAUAAAUUGACAGUGACCAUUGUGGCUGCAAGCAUAAACAUAAACUUGUCAGGGCAUUCUUCCAUUCUAUAGGUUCAUCUAACAUAUAAAUUGGAAAUAUCUCCUCUGAGGUUUCUGAAAUGGGAAUCUUUAAGAUUGUCAAAACUAUAAAUAUUUGCUGUAAAUGUAACUUUGUUGUGUUAUUGUUUCUUCUUGCAAUAAGUAUUACUUUCCAUUGCUUCCGAUGUGGUAUGACAUGGUAUGUUCAAGAAAAUUGAGAGUAGCAAGUUCAGAAAGCAGAGAUGUACAGAGCCUGUGUAUUAAUUAGUAGUAUCCACAGCCUUCCUUACUCUUAACUUGCACUUCUUUGUGGCAGUAAUAUUGUUGAUCUUUAACCUUUGUUUGUUUUAUUCCGAUUCUCAUUUGAAUGACCCAACAACAUUUUGGAUUGUCUUGGACCAGAUCUAGACAUUCUUGUAGAAAUUUUACUUUCUAGAUCCAUUUCAAUUGGGGUUUAGGCCCGGUUUUUGGCACGGAAACUGCUUUGGUCACCCUGUAUGAUUACCUCUGUUGGGGGGGUGUGUGUGUCCCUGUUAAUUCUUCUUGACGUCUCCACAGCUUUGGAUACCAUCAACCAUGGUAUCCUUCUGGAGUGGCUCUCCGAGUUGAUGAUGGAAGUUGUAGUCCAAAAACAGCUGGAGGGCCAAGUUUGGCCACCACUGCUCUAAAGGAAUGGGUACACAACUUGGGGGUAUUCUGGAAUCUUUGCUGUCAUUUGAGGCUCAGGAGUGCCUUCCAUCAGCUUUGACUGGUGGCCCAGCUACACCCCUAUCUGGACAGAGACAGCCUAACUAUUGUUGUCUAUGCUCUGGUAACCUCUAGGUUACAUUAAAGGUAAAGGUACACCUGACUGUUAGGUCUAGUCGCAGACGACCCCGGGGUUGCAAACUUAUCUUGCUCUAUUAGCCAAGGGAGCCGGCGUUUGUCCGUAGACAGCUUCCGGGUCAUGUGGCCAGCAUGACUAAGCCGUUUCUGGUGAACCAGAACAGCAUACAGAAACGCUGUUUACCUUCCUGCCAGAGCAGUGCCUAUUUAUCCUAUUGCACUUUGACGUGGUUUCGAACUGCUAGGUGGGCAGGAGCUGGGACCGAACAAGAGGAGCUCCCCCUGUCGCGGGGAUUCCAACCACUGACCUUCAGAUCAGCAAGCCCUAGGCUCUGUGGCUUAGACCACAGCGCCACCCGCAUCCCAUCUAGGUUGGAUUGCUGCAACACAUUAUAUAUAGGACUGCCUCUGAAGACAGUUCUGAAACUUCAGCUAGUGCAGAAUUCAGAGGCCAGGUUGCUCACCGGGGCAAGAUGGUUUGAGCCUAUUGCACUGAUCCUCAUCCGAGGCUACCAGUUAGUUUCUGGUCCCAAUUCAAAGUGCUGGUUUUGACCUAUAAAGCCUUAAACUGCUCAGGAUGACAAUACCUCAAGGACCACCUCUCCCCAUAUGGACCUACCUGGAUCCUGAGAUAAUCUUCUGAGGCCCUUCUUUGUGUGCCUCCUCCAUGAGAGGCCCAGAGGCUGGCAACACAAAUAUGGGACUUUUUUUUUUUGCAGUGAAUCCUCAUUUGUGGAAUGCUCUCCCCAGGAAGGUUUGGCUGGUGCUUAUAUACCCUUUGGUGCCAGAUGAAAGCAUUCUUCUUUAAACAGGCUGAUUAACAUAAAAUUAUGAGGAUGGGGGAAGGAUGGUGACAUGUUGUGGGGAUGCUUUUAAGCAGCUGGAUUAGAUACUGGGAUCUGGGGUACAGAUUUAUAUCAGGAAACUAAGUGUAAUGCUUGGUCUGUUAUGAGUGCAUUUAUAAGUGGACAUAAAGGUGGCAUCUAAUUCUUCAGUGCUGUAAAGAUCCAAGCUUUUUAUUGGUGCUGAUGUAAUUAGCAGUAAGUGUAAAAAGAAGCACAAAGCUUCAAGUAAUAUUCCUCUCACAUAUUGAAAUGCUUGUAUAUGAAGAUUACCGGUAAUAGUCUAGAUGCUAUUGAUUCAUGAUUAGCAUAUGUACUUUAUCCCAAACCUAAAUCUCCAUUGUUUGGUGUGAAAAUAGUUCAUUUUUCUUUAGUUUGUAAAUAAAAAUAGUUAUAUUUUAACAUUUUAAAAGUGCCUCACAUAAAUUUAUAGUAAUCUUUAUAACAACUGCCAUAGAUAGGCCAAUAGGAUACUGAUAUAUUUUCUGCAGUUGUAAACAUCCAGUUUUUCUAAGUAGCUAAUAUGUAGGUUUAAUUAAGCAGGUUUAACUUUUGCUCUAGUUAAUUUCACUUUCUGCUUCCUGGUUUAAAUAAAUGUUAUGAAUAUUAAAAAGUAACUUGCUGAGUUAAAUGUGUUAUGAUUUUGAUAAAGGAGCAAUUUAUACAUUAGAAACUGUGAAAUCAAAUUACUAGAAAUAUCACAACUAGAGCUAGAAAUACCAUAACUAGACACUGGAAGGACCUAUCAAGAGUGAACAUAGACCACUGGUACCAAAACAUGUGGGAAACCAUCCUACUAGAAAAGUUAACAAAUUCAACUAGCACGGGGACAAGCUUUGGAGGAUGCCUUCACCCCAGUGUGGUUCACUUUUAUUACAGUAACCUAUCCCCUCCAACAGCAUACAGAUCAAUAUGGGUAACCUGACCCAACAACCUAGCCCGCCUUCCUCGUAUAAAGAAACCACACCACAACCUACUAUAUACAACCAACCAAGCUUGGGAACCCGUAACCUCUCACCAUAUCAAUAAAAAUAAAUAAAUACACAACUAAAGAACCUACCCAUGUGAUGCUGACACCCCCCCCCACUAAGAAUAGGCAAUAGAACGAAGAACAAUAUACCCAUCUUUCUCCCCCUCCCCUUCCUCCCAACUGUAAGAUUAUGGCAAAAAUGUAUCUCACCAAACGUAAUCUGAAAAAGACUGAAGUGAAAGUGGAGACAAUGGAUGCACCUUUCCCUCUUUAUCUGCUUGCUUUGUAACACAAAAAAUAAAAUAAAAACUAAUUAAAAAACAACACUGGAUUGUUGAAAUAUUUUGGGGCAAUUAACUGAGAAAUUCUUCAGUGAACUCCAUUGUGAGUGGCAUUGUAUUCAUGAAUCCCCUUGUGUGCUACUAUGGUAGUGGAUUGUGCCAUUGCCAGCUUUAUAUGCCACAUUCAUUCACAUGUUGCUGAAGAAGAAAUUAUAACCAGUGCUUUUUGGGGGGGAAACCCAGGGUACACAUUCACCUAAACAUUUUGUGAAUCUAAGUUUGGCCUCAUUGAGGGGCAGUAUUUCAAUGAGUAGGAAAAUGAGAGUACCCCUAAACAUUUUUUAAAGAAAAAAAAGCACUGAUUAUAACCAUACUUGGACAAAUGUCUUUGGUGCAUCUAGAACUGGUAAUAAUGACAAGACUAAAGUACAAUACUAAUGAUAAGACUCAAAACUUCAUUUUAUUUAUAAUCUUUCUUAUUCAAAAACAUACUGUAUAAUGAUAAAAUGAAACAAAAGCCCAAAUGAUCAGUAUUGUAGAAAGUUAUGGUUUUACCUAGUAUGUAACUUUCUGCACACUUUCACUCAGUUCUGGAAAACUGAGUACUUGAACUUUAAAAGCCCGCUGAAAAUGUGUGCUUGAACUUUUAUGAUUAAUAUGAAUAGGUGGAGGAUGGUGCUGGAUUCUCUGCAGAGCUGUUGACCCUCCCCUGCUUUCUCUCAUUUGUUGCAGUCUGAAUGGAAUAGAUUUUAUGCCCUGUCUUUCAACAGGUUUGAUGCUUUUGUUAAUUACAAUAACAAAUUAAUUAGUAGGUGUUUUGUUGAAUAACUAAAUUAUCUUCUUCAUAGUUUUUUAAUUCAUUGUUUGUUUUGAAAAGGUGAUCAUAUUUGGAGAUGCCUGAAAUUAUACCCAGGCAUCAGUAGGAGAUGCUCUGCUGUGUUUCUAGGUUUGUCCCUUGCUAAGAAAUAUCACCAUGGUGAAAUUUAAAAAGAUAAGUUGCCACCAAUACUGUGGCAUUCUUGGUUUUUUUGAAAUGUUUGACAACGUCAAAUAAUAUAUUUGACUGUUCAGCUGACCUCUCUGUGGUUUUCAAUGCCAUUGAUCAUGUUGCUCUUGUGGGUAGGUUCUGGAAUAGGGAUUAGAGUACUGCAUUGCAGCUCUUUUAAUUUAAUCCAUGGGUGGUAGUGAGAGUUCUGAAACAGUGCCUGUACACAAUAAUCAUCUGGGGUGAGGGACAAUAAAUAGAGACUCAGUCCAUGCAAGAUAGAUGUACUGUCGGCAGAUGUUCAUCUGCUUUCUUAAGUAAUAUUCAAUAUGCUUUGGAUGUAGUUGUACUGUCCCUAAAGGAACUGGUUUGUAUUUUGUGGGUGAUCUUCGAUCAAGCACUGUUACCUGAGGCCCAAGUGAACUUUAUGGCUCAGAGUAUCUUUUGUCUACCCAGUGUCCCCCCUGUCUGGUCGGAAAUUGCCUUCCAGUAAUACGUUAUGCAUGAGGCUACCUUUGAGGAAAGCUCCAGAAAAUAAGUCCGAAUAGGGCAGCUAGGUUAUUAAAUACGUACGGUAAAUAUGAUUUUGAAUGCUACUGUUUCAUAAUUUUCACUGCCUUCCAGUCUGUUUCUAGGUACAAUUCUAAGUUAUAGUGGUUGUUGUUUUUAUUGUCAUGUUUCAUACAGAAUGGUUAUUGAUAUAAGCAUAUACAAAAUGCAAUAAGAAAAGUGUGUGUAACAAAUAAUAAAUAGAAAAAAUAAAGAGGGGAGGGGAAAACCAGGCAACAACUGAGAGUGCAAUGCCAUAUACAACUAUUACAUAUAAGGAGAAAAAUGUCAGUUCAUAUUGUUCCAAAUAAAGCCUUUUGACAUAAUUAUCUGAAGAGCAGGGGGUUUAGUAGGCCAUUCAGUUAACACAGGAGAAAAAAACUUAUACUAUAUUGAAUAAAAGUGGUCUAUUUUUGAAGAACCAGUACGGACCCUCCAUUUGUGUGUCAAAUGUUCUGACAGUGCAAUGUCCCAUACUUUCUCUAGUCUCCUCUAGAGUGGAUUGUAUUUUCAUUGGGAAACCGCAGACAUUCUGGCUGUGGCAAGAAACAUAUAAUACAAGAGAUUUAUGCAUGAUGGGUGUGUUGGUACCACGCCCCAAAUAUAGGAACACCAGGCUAGGUCUAUGGACAGUACCUGAUAGGUGAUGGUGGAAAUAUGUAAAAAAAAUCCAGAGAAUCUCUGAGUCCAGAGAAUUUCUGAACUAUACAGCAACCCAACCACAUUAUGGAUAUACAGAGUAGGGCCCAAUGCCAUUUUAACACUGUUUUCAGUGUGGCUUCCUGUAUUCUAUAGAACUCAUUUUAAGUAGGAGUUUAGACCACAGUGCUUCCUAUACUUCUAUACUUCUUCCUGUAGCCCAGGCCUUCUCAGGGGCCUAAUCCUGCCAGCUGGUCGGUUUAAUCUGGCCCCUGUGGCACUUUAUAUCCUGGGGGGGGGAAUCCUAAAAACCCUCAACAACUUCAAUUGUAAAAAAAGCUCAACAACUUUGGGUUAAAAUCCUAAAAAAAGCUCAACAACUCCAACCCUAGAAAAAGGUCAACAACUUUGGUUGGCCCCCACACCCCUUCACUUCAUCAAAUCUGGCCCUCUUUGAAAAAAGUUUGGGCACCACUGCUCUAGUCAAAGACCUAGAUCAUUCUCUCAUAAUGCCUGUAGCCCCUGAGAAGAGCAUGAUUCUGUGUUAAGUAGAAUGCAACAUAUAUAGGAAGCCAUGCCCUUGUUACUUGAGGUCUCUUUAGGACAAAGUGAUUACCUUUUCCUUUCUGCAGCAAGAAUGGAGCAAAGGAGGAAACCUGUGUUAGUUGGAGAUAGUUGGGCAGGGUAUCUUUUAGUUUUUCCUUUAAUGAAGUUGCUGAAAUAGGAUGACCAUUUAGGCAUAAUAUCUUUGAUCCUACAGUUGCAAUCGAAAUUAUUCAAUCCCCGUUGCAAAUCAGGUUUACAUUAUCAAAAUUUACAGACUUUCAGCUGUUUUCAAUGAGCAAAUCAAACAAAAGCAAUUGAAAAAGCUCAAUACAACGGAUGCUUCAAGUGAUUUCCCCAAAUCUGGCUGAAAUUGCAACUUAUACUGGCUUUUCCAGUCUCACUAUUAUUCAGCCCCUCCAUGACAAGCAUAUUUAGUACUUACCGUAGUAGAGCAGCCUUUUGCUGUUAUGACCUGCUGCAAACAAGAAGAUGCAUAGCCAGAAAGCAGCUUCCAGCAGUGUUCCUGAGGAAUCUUAGCCCAUUUCUCAUGAGCAGUUGCCUCCAGUUCACUGAUAUUCUUGGGUUUGUGUCCUGCAAUCGCCUUCUUCAGUUCCCACCAAAGAUUUUCUAUGACAUUUAAGUCAGAACCUCCCAGGACUUCUUCUGCAAUCAAGGUUUGGUGGAAUUUGAGGUGUGCUUGGGAUCAUUGUCCUGUUGGAAGUUCCAAUGAUGCCCAAGCUUCAGCUUCCUCACAGAUGGCAUUAUGUUUCCUCCUAGGAUUUCCUGAUACUUCAAUGAAUCCAUACUGCCUUCCACACGCUGCAAGUUUCCAGUGCCAGAGGAUGCAAAGCAGCCCUAGAGCAUCACUGAGCCACCAACAUGCUUCACCAACACUGCUUCACUGAGUGUUCUUUUCAACCCAUGCUUCAUUCUUCUUCCUCCAGACAUAGCGCUGACCGUUGGGGCUGAAAAGUUCCAAUUUUGUUUCAUCGCUUCACAGAAUAAUAGAAUCUUAGAGUUGGAAGGGACCCAAGGGUCAUCUAGUCCAAAACCCCUGCAAUGCAGGAACCUCAGCUAAAGUAUCCAUGACAGACGACCGUCCAACCAUUGUUUAAAAACCUCCAAAAAACUAGAGUCCACCACCUCUCAUGGGAGUCUGUUCCACUGCUGAACAGAAUCCCAAAACUUCUGUGGCUUACUUAUAUGAUUUUGAGCAUAUUGGAGCUGACUUUUAUUGUGCAUUUGGGUCAGUAGUAGUGUAUGUCUUGGAGUUCUGGCAUGGAAACCUUCUGUGUUUGGUACAUGCCUUACUGUGCUCAGUGAAACCUCAGUGCCAGCUGCCAACAAAUCUUACUGCAGCUCUUCUGUAGUCUCUCAAGAAUUUUUCCCAGCCCACCUUCUCAGAAAUCUGGUUGCUGCCACUGAUAACUUCAUUUUUCUGCCCUGUCCAGGUAGUGUAACCACCCUUCCUUUAACUUUGAACUUUGACACUCAGCAAACUUUGACACUCACCUUAUAGGGUUGCCAUAUGUCCUCCUUUUCCAUGACAUGUUCUCUUUUUCAUAGGUAUGUAAAAUAAGAGUCAUCAUAGUGAUUCAUAGUUAAAAGUAGAAGUUGGCUAAUGUGUCCUCUUUUUUGCUCUUCAAAAUAUGGCAACCGCACAUUAAAUGAGUUGUAUUUAAGUCCUCAAUAGUUGUGUAGUAGGUCAUUAAACAUAAAAGUUUUAGUUUUGUAGCAUUUAUAGCAGACAACAGUGUGUCUUGGCACUUGGCUCUUGGUUUCUUGUUCUCUGUGUGCCUCUUCAAUGUCAGGAAGAGCAAGGCAGGGGUCUAUCUUCAAACUGUCAAACCAACUUAAAAUAAAAGCAAUCAUACCUCCCCCCUCCUCUCCCCCCCCAAUCCCACCUAGUUUAAUCCUCCCCCUUUAUCUCUAUCCAACUGAGCUGCAAACUUUAAAUCUAAAUCUUCAAUUGCAAUUUUAAGUGCUUGCAGCUUUUUUGGGGUGCUUAAUCUGGAUAAGAUUAGGUAACAUUGCAAUCUUGUUUUCAAGUGAAUGCAAAGCAGCUGCCCAGUCUAAAGCCUGUCUUACUUUAUGAAUAAACACUUCUGAGUCUUUUUCACAGCUCUGAGUAAUUGAUAGCUUCCUGCCAUUCAAGCCUUGUUAAUUUACUUUUCAGGCCACGCAAGCCCUGCAGCAUUACCUUUCAGGAGGUGUACUUAGAAAGUAAUGUCCAUUCUGAAAGAUGUGCUGCAAGACUUCAUUUGUGUUUGACUAUUGGUACUUAAAACUGGAAAGGAAAAUACAUAAUGGCAGUUCUCCAUCCUCUUGUGUCACCAGCGGUGGCUGAGCUGAAAUUUCCUGCAUCCUAAAGAAGAGUAUGUAUAAAAGGAAUGGCCUCAUGGCCAACGUGACAGUGACCUCCGCCACACCAGAGGGCAGCAGCAGUUCUGACUCUCUGGAAGGACGGAGUUCAGAUUAUGCCCAUAAAAGCUAUGAUGCAGUUGUAUUUGACGUAUUGAAAGUAACUCCGGAGGAGUUUGCAAGUCAGAUUACAUUGAUGGAUAUGCCUGUGUUUAAAGCUAUUCAGCCAGAGGAACUAGCAAGUUGUGGAUGGAAUAAGAAAGAAAAACACAUCCUUGCCCCCAAUGUUGUUGCCUUUACAAGGAGGUUUAAUCAGGUCAGUUUCUGGGUCGUACGAGAAAUUUUAACAGCACAGACAUUAAAAAUAAGGGCAGAAAUAUUGAGCCAUUUUGUGAAAAUAGCAAAGAAACUUCUAGAACUGAACAACCUUCAUUCCCUCAUGUCUGUGGUAUCAGCUCUGCAAAGCGCACCUAUUUUCAGACUGACGAAAACCUGGGCACUUUUGAAUCGCAAAGACAAGGCCACCUUUGAGAAGCUAGACUACUUAACGUCUAAGGAAGAUAAUUAUAAGAGGAUGCGGGAAUAUAUCAGAUGUUUAAAGAUGGUCCCCUGUAUUCCUUAUCUAGGGAUUUAUUUGUUGGAUUUAAUCUACAUUGAUUCAGCAUAUCCUGCUUCAGGCAGCAUCAUGGAGAACGAACAAAGAUCCAAUCAAAUGAACAAUAUCCUCCGAAUAAUUGCUGAUUUGCAAGUCUCCUGUAGCUAUGAUCACCUUAUAACGUUACCCCAUGUGCAAAAAUACUUAAAGUCUGUCCGGUACAUUGAAGAGCUUCAAAAGUUUGUGGAAGACGACAACUACAAAUUAUCCUUAAGAAUUGAGCCAGGAAACAGCUCUCCGCGACUGGUAUCUUCAAAGGAAGAUCUUGCAGGUCCGUCAGAGGUGUCAGCAGCUAUGAGGUUCAGCAGGAGACCAACUUGUCCUGAUGCCUCGGUGGCAGCCAGCCUGCCAACUCCUCCUGUACCACGACACAGGAAGAGUCACAGCCUGGGAAACAAUAUGAUGUGUCAGUUCAGUGUAGUUGAAAGUAAAAGCGCAACGUUCCCAACAGAGAAACCACGCCACCUGCUGGAUGACAGUGUGCUAGAGUCCCACAGUCCUGUCAGAAACAUCACAUUAAACUCUGUUUUCACCAAUGGUAUUUCCAUAGGAAGCAGUGAAAGCUCAGAAUUUAGUGAGGAGCCUUCUUCAGGCCUUGAAAGGGGUCGGUUGUACGCCACGCUGGGGCCCAACUGGCGGGUACCAAUUCGGAAUUCUCCCAGAAGUCGGAGCUGUGUCUACAGUCCAACAGGUGCCUGCAGCUGCGCAUCAGGGAGUUCCGUGGGGGUUGUUACCAUGGAAGGGCCUUUAAGAAGAAAGACAUUACUAAAAGAAGGCAGGAAGCCUACACUUUCCUCCUGGACUAGAUAUUGGGUAACCCUUUCAGGAUCUACUCUGAUCUACUUUGGAGCAAAGUCAUUAAGAGGCACUGAAAGAAAGCAUUAUAAAUCUACUCCAGGGAAAAAAGUUUCUAUUGUGGGCUGGAUGGUAGCACUGCCUGAUGACCCUGAACACCCUGAUAUUUUUCAGCUAAAUAACCCAGAUAAAGGCAAUGUUUACAAGUUUCAGACUGGUUCAAGGUUUCAUGCAAUACUGUGGCACAAACAUUUGGAUGACGCAUGCAGAAGCAACAGGCCUCAGGUACCUGCAAACCUUAUGUCAUUUGAAUAACGUGCUCCAGUAUGUGAUGAGACUUCAAGUGCCAAACUGCAAGAUGGGAAGAUCAUUCCCACAGGAAAAUGGAAGAAGGGGACUCUAGAGUGAGCCAGCUGUCUGUAACAGUGACUUCAGCACUUUUCUUAUAUAACUUGAAAGUAAUUAUGACACAGCUUCUAAAAGCAGAAAGUGAAUGUUAUCCUUAGGACAGGAUCUAACUCAAUGCACUGAUGAGAGAGGUGAUUUAGACUGAUUGAAGAUACAACCUGCUUAGUGCAGGAUCCUUGACUUUAGCUUUGUGGUCACAGACUACCGUGGAUUUCUGUUCUGCCACAAACUGUGCAUCACAUCUUCUGCGGAUUUUUUUUUUAUCUGCUCUUUUUAUUGUUGAGCUGCUUUAUGUGACUGAAGAACAUUUAGCCCAUGUUGGGUUUUCAAUUAUUUCUAAUGCACAAAAUGACAACAGUGUUAACUUUGCUGCAAAGUGUCAAUUAGAAUAGGACAUUGUGGAACAACGUUUUUAUAACCUUAAGUGCACUGAGUUGCUUGGCAAUGUGGCUGCCUCAGAUUUUGUAUCAAACAUAGAGACAAACCAAUGUUCAUACCUGAGCUAUUUGAGAAAUGUGUAUUUUGGCACAAGAUAAACCACCUUCAAUUUAGUGUUUGUUUCUUGUAAUUGGUUGUGCUGCUUUGUUUUAAUUAACUACAGGUGCCCAGGCAAAUGAAGGGUCUCUUGCUGCUGAAAAAUCAGUUGGUGUUAACGCUCCUCCUGGGUUCUUUCACCCCAAAAAGAAAUAUUUGCCUUAAAUUAUUUGUUUUUCUUUUAACUGUGGGUGCUAUUCAGUUUAGUUGCAAGAGCAUUCCUGCCCUGGGACGAGGGGUUACACCCUCUCCCUUUUUCCAGGGAUGGGGGGUAGGGCGGUUGCCAGUACAUCCUUCCUGGGCCCACCUUUUUUGAUACUUCACAUACCUUUCUUUCACAGAAAAUCAGUGUUAAGGCUAUAUUCAGCUAGGAAAGAAUACAUUGAUUAUCUCCUUUUCCCUCAUUUCCUAACAUAUGAACAGCAGUCAGUAAGUACUCAGCCACUGAACAUCUGCAAGACUACAACUGAGUGGUACAGCUUUUAAUAAACAUGGGAAGCCAUUUUGGAUUAACAGAACUCUGCAUCUGAAGAAAGUACUGGCAAGGGCAUGCUGUCUAUUGAUCUAAUUGAAUAUUGUUAAUCUUUGAAUAUUUUUUAUUUUAAAUAAUUUCCUUUAGUGUUCAGUGUCUCAGUGUCUGUUGACUAUUGUUUUUAAUUGUCACAUUGUAUGCUUGUGUCAUAGAUCUAAGACUGAAAUCCAGUAUGAAACUGGCUGUCAAAGAGAACCCAGUUACUGAAUCUAGUAAGCUACCCAAAAGGGGCGACAGGCAAUUUUACAGCCAAAUGUAUCCCCAAACACCCUUUUUACAGUUGGGAGCUGCACAGCUGGCUUUCUUGCCAAUCCAAAAGCUAAAUUCAUGAGAGCGAGGUACUUGUAAUAAGAUAUCUAUAGGUCUAUCAACAAACUUAUCAUCGGCCAAUGAAUGGAAUUCUCUUUUCAGACAUCACCAUCUCAUAAUGUGUUGGGAUACAAUUUUGAAGGGUUCUCUUAUAAAGAGAGGUGGAUUGUUUUUUCAAGAACAUUUCUCUGGAUUUGCCAUCAAAAGCAAAGGUGUAUGAUUUUGUAACAUCUCUGCAUAUAUGUGGAUAAUAUCCUACCUACCUGCAGGAUGCAGAAAGAGACACAUCUUGCCAGCUGAAUGAUGGUUAUUAGAAGUCUGAUUGCCAAACCUCCUACUUAAUGCUGAAAAGCCAACACCAUCCUUUUAUACUAAAUGAUUAACCUCAUCCAGGUGUGUACUCAAGUUUUAAAUAUCUGUAUUUAAGCCAGAAACUCAUUACAAAACCAUGGAUAACAUUAUCAUCACUUCUACAGUUGUAUUAAAUCAAAGCACCUUUCCAUUGACAGCCCAGCCUGACUUCUAUCCUAUGUAACUUCCAAGGAUGCCAAAAAUGCAAGGAGUACCCCACCUGAUGCAGGGAAACUAAUAAAUGGUUAAAAGGACUAGGCCUUUUCAUGCUGCCAAAGAGCAAAUGCUAUAGAAAGGGAAUUAUGACAUGCAUAAUUUAGUGACUCCGUUGUCAACGAAUGGCUUAAGGAAAAACAGUGGUGUUUGGGUUACCUACCAAUCAAAUAAUUGGAUGGAGAAGAACAAUCUGUACGGUAAAUUUUACCUCAGUCACUAAGGGUUAAAAUAUACAUUGGUUAGAAUACAAACUGUAGCUCUUUUGUCAAAAUGUAUUUGAAGCAAAAUAAAUUUGAACUGCUCAGAAUAAGUUCCAAGACCUAGUUAUAUAAUGAUUCAUCAGUAAUCCAGGUGCUCAAAGUUACUGUCAGAAGAGCAACAUUUAAAUCUAAAUAAUAAAUGCCCAUGUUCAUAAGUCAGCGUGAACCACAAACUGAAAUUACACUGGCUACAUCCAAAAACCAUACACUAUUGAAGGCAAAGGGAUAGUUUAUUAGAUGCCUCUGAAUGGACAGAAACAGCUAUCAAGCAUGAAGGCUGCAAAACUUAGAUAAUUUAUGAGGAAAUAAGUCCCAGUGAAUCUAGUGGGCCUUCUAAGUAAGAAUGUGUGGCCGCAAAACUCUUUCAGAACAAACACUUACAGAAAGCAGAUCUGUAUUUUGCUUUAUAUUUUACUUACUGGAUAAACAAGGGAAAAUAUUUUGGCUUGUGAAGAAUCCCCGCAUCACAAGAAAAAUGCCUCCCAAAUCCCAUCAGCCUCCACCCUUUUACAUCAAGCACCUCAAUCCAAAGGAAUUUGGAUCAGAAAUCAGCACAGUCCUUGAUAAUGACAUUGCAUUAAUGAAAAUAACACUUGUCAUGGUGACAGCCAUGAGAGGGGAAAUCUCCUUUUGUAAUGAAUGAAACUUGCAUGCAUCUGUAGAGGGGGAAAUCUCUUGGAAUUAAGCUACUUGAAAGUCCCUCUGCAAAUCUGCAUUUGGAAUGUUUUGUUUUGUUUUUGUUUUUAAGAAAAGAAAGCAAGAACCAGUGAUGCAAAUGGCUGGCCAUGAUUUUGAUUUGUUGUAUAUGGACAUGGAAAGUUGUACAAUAAUGAGUUGUGUGAUAAUGGUGAUAUGAUGCAGUAUUCAGCAAUAUAAGCAUCUUUGCUGCAGUGUUUUGAGAAGAUGAAAUAAACGAGUGUUAGUACAGUAUAUGAAAAUUGUUAUUAGCAUAAUCCACAUUUAAAUGGUUCUCGUCCUAUAAAAGCAUGAAGCUCUACUUAGCUACUGAUUUUUGUGUGUGUGCACCUUUUACUGUGAAUUCAAGUGAUGCUUAUUGGUACUAUUUAAAAUACCACUUCCCUCAAAGGAUAUCACAAAAACUGUGCCCUGGCAUGUAUGUGUGUGUGUGUGUAAAAAUACACACAAACUCAUACUCAGCUCUUGUGCUUGAAAACAGUUCAAAUUAUUUCAAUGUUGGCAACAGAUCCACGUGUGCAAAGGCAUAUUCUACGAAUUGGCUUUGUCCUUUGAAAUGAAUAGUGGUGCUGGUGCAGGUGAGAUAACCCCAUACUACACACCAGUAUUCCUAUGCCCAGAACUGAUUACUGGAUCAGGUCCUAGUGAAUAGUGAUAAUUGUACAAAGCUAGUCUUUUUGUUCAGCUAUUCUGCAAAAGGGUCCCUAUCAAAUUAUUUUCAGGAUGACUGUUAAUGAUUUGUUUAGCUGUAUUGAGCAAUAUUAUUUAUUAUUAAUUUAUUAGCGUGUAUGUAAUUUAAAAGUAAACUUAGUGCCAAAAUGCAUGUUUUUCCAAUUAGCACUCAGUCAAGGUAUAGACAAUAGUAUUCAAUUUUUGACCCAUUUGUCACAUUGUGAUGUAAACCAAUUUCUAUAUUUCAAUUUGUUUCUUGUGAGAACUGUUGCACUAUUUUAUUUUAUUUUUACUUUUAGCUGUAUUCCAGCAGCCCACUGCAUGCCAUUUGUGUAAGGCCUCUUUCUAAAAAAUCUUGUGAAUUGUCUCUCAUAAUAACCACUGAACUUUUAACUCUUGUGUGGGAGUCUUUUAGGUUUUUGGCACAGUAUUUUGUUACCUCAGUCUUCUAUCAGGUUGCUGUAUUUUUCAGCUUGUUACAUUGAUGAUAAUUGUUUCACUAAUUAAAAACUUUAAUGUAAAAAUACAAUAUGGUUUUCUUUCUUUAGCACAUAUUUUACACAUAUGGUUUAUAACUGCUUUUUGACGCAAAGGCCCCCAAAGCUAUGAACAUAUUAAUACAAAAGAAACAUGCAAUUAAUAUAAAAUAGCAGAUCACAAUUAUACUGGUUGUGCAUUCGUCAACAGCAUCCAUGGUGUCACUUAACAUGCAGCUCCCCAGCAUUCCACCUUUUGCUUGGAAGCCAGGUUAACUAACACACAUACACCCCUUGCCCAGCUCAUCCAAUCUCUCACAUCCACAAGCACUCAUCCAGCAGCAGUAUCCUCAUCCUAAUCACCCCUCAAAGGAGUAAAAGGCAUGAUUUCCACUAGCAGCUACUCACAUGCAAUAGGUUGUUGUUUACCAGGUGCAGAUAAAAAAAGUCUGGGGAGGCCAAGUUAGCAUUGUCAGGCUCUUGCCAAGGCCCACAUUCCUGAAGGGGAUGUUUGCUGAUCAAUCAUCAAAAAAUUUCUGGCCCUGCUGCUUUCCCCUCUUGAUGUUGCUGCCCUCAGUGAGUGUACAACUAACUACAUUAAGUGAAGAUAGCGAGCAGCACCCCCAACUUGCUUUGCACUCCCCCUUCUAGUUGCUGAAUGGAUUGGGCUGAAAGUGGGGAAGCAAAUGGGCAGCAGUUGCAGGGUUAAAGAAAAGACGGCCCAAUUCAGAGACAAUUGGUCCACUUGCCCAAGAGCUCCCAAAACCUAAAAACUUUGCAGAAUUAGUGUUGUUGAGGAUUUCAACUUUUCUUGUUUUUUUUUUUUAUAAAAAAUCUAUCCUUUGUGAUAUCAGUGAAAUUCAUAUUUGAAACUGCAAUAGGUAUUGGCAGAAGCCUCCAGGGUUCAGGAAGUUGAAUUUGUUUUUGUUGAGGUUCUGAAGAAUAAAAGACAAUUCCAUAAAGCCUGACAAGAAGAAAAUAUAAAGAAAACUAGGAAAUGCUGGAGGAAAACAAUCAGGCAAAAGCUGCUAAGACUUUCAUCAAGCUGUUUACACAAAUUUGUUUGCAUUUUAUAGUUAAUUGUCUACAUCAUGGGUAGGCAAACUAAGGCCCGGGGGCCGGAUCUGGCCCAGUCACCUUCUAAAUCAAGCCCAUGGACGGUCCGCGAAUCAGCAUGUUUUUACAUGAGUACUGUGGAAUGUGUGUUUUUACCGGUAUU
This is a messenger RNA of Zootoca vivipara (common lizard), 18032 nucleotides long. Lineage: Eukaryota; Metazoa; Chordata; Lepidosauria; Squamata; Lacertidae. The record is from RefSeq and is a predicted model, not a curated record.